AUGGACGCUACCUCGCCGCACCUCUACGGCCCCGUCAAGGAUCCUAAAAGCGCCGCUAACGGGGCAGUCGAGGUCAGCGCAUCCGCGGUUGCUGCACGCCUCGAUCAUGCCGACCAACAUGCCGGCGACUUCCCUUCUCGACACCUCGACGACGGCAUCGGCGGCAAGGUCCUCCGUAGCGGGGUCGGCAGCGUUGGCGGCAACGAGGGCGGCGGGGUCGCCGAGGAAGACGACGUCGACAAAGCUCCACAGCUCGUCGCCGCGGUCGGUGGUCCAGGCGUACUCGGAGACGCGGGCGGGCUCGCCGGCGAGGGGCACGCGGAGGGUGCCCCGGGCCUCGAGGCACUUGGUGGCGCCGAGGCGGGAGGCUGGGUGGGCGGGGAGACGUUGCAGGAGUAG
Molecule: messenger RNA, 399 nt
Organism: Parascedosporium putredinis
Lineage: Eukaryota; Fungi; Ascomycota; Sordariomycetes; Microascales; Microascaceae
Source: the annotation of a GenBank genome assembly